AUGUACCAAACGCUCCUCGCUUCUCUUGCCCUCGUCCCGCUUGUGGCGGCUGCCUCCAGCUCCCUCGGUUGUUACUCCUCCGUCCCCAACCUCAAAGAUGUCAAGCAGUACACUUUUCAGUCGCACGGAUAUUGUCUCGAUCAAUGCCUUGAAGCUGGUUUCCGCAUUGCGGCUUUGAAGGACGGUAUCACCUGUGGUUGUAGCAAUUCUAUCCCGCUAUCCUCCGCCAAGCUUGACGACGACAAAUGUGAUCAGUACUGCGCAGGUUACGCUAGGGAUAAAUGUGGCGGUAUCAAUGUCUACACUGUUCUCACCACCGGCGACUAUGAUUAUGACUCCGACUCCAACUCGACUGUCCCCACCAGCACGGGUCGCAACAUCGUCGCUCCCACUGUGAACCCUUCUUCUAUUCCGACCAAUAUUCUUACUGCCCCUUCCUCCGUGGGAAAGGCGGGUAUCACUGCCCUACCCUCCGCUGCGAAGUCUAAUGUCGCUUCUGUUGGUACUACGGCUGUUACUUCUACCGUGACGCCUUCUGCGACACCUAAUGCUGCUGCUGAUACAUUGCGCGCUGGAUUUAUGGCUGGUGUGCUUGUCGCUGGCUUGGGCUUGUUGCUGUAA
This is a messenger RNA of Penicillium pulvis, 621 nucleotides long. Its product is annotated as WSC domain-containing protein. The coding region runs from base 1 to 621 and encodes 206 amino acids. Gene Ontology annotation, cellular component: plasma membrane. NCBI's taxonomy places the organism in Eukaryota, Fungi, Ascomycota, Eurotiomycetes, Eurotiales, Aspergillaceae. The transcript is spliced from 2 exons. The record is from RefSeq and is a predicted model, not a curated record.